This is a messenger RNA of Aspergillus heteromorphus CBS 117.55, 4848 nucleotides long. Its product is annotated as 3-oxoacyl-synthase. Gene Ontology annotation, biological process: long-chain fatty acid biosynthetic process. The record is from RefSeq and is a predicted model, not a curated record. The transcript has 4 exons. Gene Ontology annotation, molecular function: holo-[acyl-carrier-protein] synthase activity; 3-oxoacyl-[acyl-carrier-protein] reductase (NADPH) activity; 3-oxoacyl-[acyl-carrier-protein] synthase activity. Bases 1 to 4848 code for a protein of 1615 amino acids. Lineage: Eukaryota; Fungi; Ascomycota; Eurotiomycetes; Eurotiales; Aspergillaceae. Gene Ontology annotation, cellular component: fatty acid synthase complex.
AUGGCGGACACCGGCAAGAUGCAUCCUCAGGUCCAGCGCGAGCUGGCAUAUCUGUACCAGUUCGCUUCGCCGGUGAGAUGGAUUGAAACACAGGAUGUGGUGCUGCAGGAGCAGAAGGUCGAUCGGCUGGUCGAGAUUGGUCCUGCGGAGACCUUGCUCGGAAUGAUCAAGAAGACUCUGGCAGCCAAGUACCAAGUGCAUGACGCCGCACUGGCCAUCGAACGCGAGAUAUGGAGUCACAAGAAGAAUGUCCGAGAAAUAUACUAUGAAGGGAACGAGGAGACUGCGCCAGCCCAAACGGCCAAGGACACCGCCACACCUGCCCCCCAGCCCGCACAAGCCACAUCGACCAAGGAGGCUGCACCAGUCACUACACCGGCACCGGCACCCUCACGGCAAGCCUCCAGCAUCGAGGACAAGGCCAUAUCAGCCCUCGAUAUCAUCGUCGCGCUAAUAGCACACAAGCUUAAGAGGUCACAACAAGACAUCGACUUGAGCCAAACGAUCAAGAAGUUGGUCGGAGGUCGAUCCACCUUGGAGAAUGAGAUUGUUGGAGACCUCGGGGCCGAGUUUGGCUCCGUCCCGGAAGCACCCGAAGACACCCCUCUAUCGGAGCUCUCCCAGUCCAUUGAAGCCCAAGGCUCAUGGAAGAAAGGCCUGGGCAAGACCACACUGACCUUGGUCAACCGGAUGGUAUCGGCCAAGAUGCCGGCGGGUCUAGGGUCAGGGGAGGUCCGCGCUCACUUGCUUGGGAGGUGGGGAUUGCCGACAGGUCGCCAAGACGUUGUACUGCUGCGCGCCGCAGUUCAGCAACCAGCCGCUCGACUUCCCGAUACUGGUGCUGCGCACGCCUUCCUUGACGACAUUGUAGCUCAGUAUGCUCGAGACGCCAAAGUUGAUCUGUCUGCCGCUGGCAGUGCGUCGGAUGGUCCUAGGGCAUCUUCAGGCCCAGUCGUCGUCGAUCAGACUGCAGUCAAGGCGCUGUCCAAGACGCAGGACGACCGUGCUCAGGCGAUGCUGGAGUUGUACGCGAAGCUGUUGGGAGUGGACCUGCAGGCAGGUCACAAAGCCACCAGCAAGGCGGCAGAGACAAUCGCAGAGCUUCAGGACGAGUUGCAGCUGUGGAUCUCCGAACAUGGGGAGGUCUAUGGCUCUGGCAUCAAGCCAAUCCUGGCUGUUGCAAAGGCACGCCGAUACGAUUCGUCAUGGAACUGGGCCCAGCAAGAUGCAAUCGACCUCUUUCACCGGAUCCUCGCCGGCACGAUUGCGCUCACUGGCCGCGAGAUCGAUACCAUUAUGGGCCGCAUAGCUCGGAGAUCCAACCCUAAGCUCGUGCAGAUGUUGGAAUACCUGCAGACACAUUGCCUUAAGCUGCGGAACCCGCGAGCAGUCGACGCACGAGACGUCCUUCAUCAGCUGAUCACCGCUUGUAAGCCGGACUCACCGACGAACAUGCCCAUCACUGCUCAUCGUUUGGUUAUCGACGCACCAAAGACUACAAUCGAUAACCUAGGAAAGAUCCACUAUGCGGAAGUUCCUCGCACAGGUAUCGAAGCUGCUCCCCCCGUUGCACUGAAGUCACUGGGGAGCCAGGGCUGGGAAAGCCGCAUGGACUUGGAUUCUAUCUUCAUGACCUCUCUCCGAAGGACAGACCAACAGUGUCUCUCUUUCCACGACGCAGAAGUUCUCGUCAUCGGCGCGGGACGGGAUUCCAUUGGAACCGAGAUUGUGCGUGGCCUUUUGCGAGGAGGUGCGCGGGUUCUGGUCACCACGAGUAGCUACUCCCUGGCGACGACGCGUCUGUAUCAGCAGAUUUACGCUGAAGAGGGUGCCAGCGGGUCACAGCUCAUCCUGAUGCCCUUCAACCAGGCAAGCCAGCAAGACCUGGACGCUUUAGUUGCGCAUAUCUACGAUUCCGAGAAAGGUCUCGGGUGGGAUUUGAGCCACAUUGUCCCAUUCGCUGCCAUCCCCGAAGGCGGACGCCAGAUUGAGGAUAUCGAUUCCAAGUCAGAGUUGGCGCACCGCAUCAUGCUGACCAACACGCUGAGAUUGUUGGGAGCAGUCAAGAAGCAGAAGCAGGCCCGUGGAUUCGACAGCCACCCCGCCCAAGUGAUUCUACCCUUGUCCCCGAAUCACGGUAUCUUCGGAGGCGACGGUCUGUACCCGGAGUCGAAAAUUGCCCUCGAGACAUUGUUCAACCGUUGGAGCUCUGAGUCAUGGGGUGCAUACCUAUCAAUCUGCGGUGCGAUCAUUGGAUGGACACGCGGCACCGGAUUGAUGAGUGCCAACAACUCCGUGGCAGAGGACAUUGAAAAGAUGGGAGUCAGAACGUUCUCGCAGGUGGAAAUGGCAUACUACAUUCUGGUCCUGAUGUCAUCGCCCAUUGCGACAGAGUGCGAGGUGACUCCAGUGCAGGCGGACUUGAGUGGUGGGAUGGGCCAUUUCCUGAACUUCAAAGAAACAGUUGAUUCCAUUCGCCGUAACCAAAAGGAGACCAGUGAGAUCCGGGAAGCGCUGGCAAAGGAGGAGGCUUUCGAACUCGCAGCCCUCGGAAAGCCAUCGGAGCAGCAAUCACAGGAACGAGAGCAAAAGGCGAAACUCGCACUCGAGUUCCCUCGUCUGCCCGACUACCAUACCGAGAUCCUGCCCUUGGCCGGCCAAUUGCGCGGAAUGGUUGACCUGGAUCGGGUGGUCGUUGUCACUGGUUUCUCCGAAGUCGGACCUCAUGGUAAUUCUCGUACGCGUUGGGAAAUGGAGGCCCACGGGGAGUUCUCACUGGAAGGCUGCGUGGAGAUGGCCUGGAUCAUGGGUCUGAUCAAGCAUCACAGCGGCCCGCUGAACGGAAACUCCCAUUACCUGGGCUGGAUCGUCACGCAGACCAAGGAGCCUAUCCGGGACAUCGAUGUGAAGAAGCGAUUUGAGCAGCACAUUCUGGAGCACACCGGAAUCCGGCUGAUCGAGCCAGAGAUCAACGACGGCUACGAUCCGAACAAGAAGAAGUUUCUCCAGGAAGUUGUCCUCGACGAAGACAUGCCUCCGUUCAAGACGUCAAAGGAAACCGCGGAACAGCUGCAGUUAGAGCACGGCGAUAAGGUUGAAGUCAUCCCUGAAGGCGACGAGUACACCGUCCGCUUGCUGAAAGGAGCAUGCCUGAUGAUCCCUAAGGCCCUCCGAUUCGACAGAGCAGUGGCUGGCCAGAUCCCGACCGGAUGGGACGCCCGCACCUAUGGCCUCACCGAGGACCUGGCCAACCAGGUCGACCCAGCUACUCUGUACGCGCUCAUUGGUACGGUUGAAGCACUGCUGAGCGCAGGAAUCAGCGACCCCUUCGAAAUCUACCAGUACUUACAUAUCUCGGAGAUCGGUAACUGCAUUGGUUCCGGACUGGGUGGUGUUAAGGCGCUUCGAAAGCUGCACAAAGACCGGUUCGUCGAGAAGCAGGUCCAGAACGACAUCCUGCAGGAGUCCUUUAUCAAUACUACGGCGGCUUGGAUCAACAUGCUCUUGCUAUCCUCAACCGGUCCCAUCCGCACCCCUGUUGGAGCCUGUGCGACCUCCAUUGAAUCAUUGGAGUCUGGCUUCGAGACCAUUGUGUCUGGCAAGGCCAAGAUGUGCCUGGUUGGUGGCUUCGACGAUUUCUCCGAGGAUGUGUCCUACGAAUUUGCCAAGAUGAAGGCGACCGUCAGCAGUGAGGCGGAGUUCCAAAAGGGUCGCGAUCCCACUGAGAUGUCUAGACCAGCCGCUUCCACCCGUGCAGGCUUUGUCGAAUCCCAAGGCAGUGGUAUCCAAGUGAUCACAUCUGCCCAGCUGGCCUUAGACAUCGGCCUUCCCAUCCAAGGCAUCGUCGCAUGGGUAGGCACAGCCAGUGAUAAGAUCGGACGAUCCGUUCCCGCCCCAGGCAAGGGUCUCCUCACAAACGCACGGGAAGCACGACACCGAAUCCCGUCGCCGAUGCUGGACAUCUCCUACCGACGGCGGAGAAUGAACAUGUCUCUCCAACACAUCAAGGAGCGCGUCGACAUGGAGGCGCAAGUUGCGGAGGCAGAACUGGCUGAUCUCAAGCGCAGCCCAAGUCCUUAUGCAGAAGAGCGCAUCGAGGAAAUCAACGAGCGACUACGCUAUGUGCGCCAGGAAGCCCGUAUCCAGGAGAAGGACGCGCUGAACACGUUUGGAAACCACUUCUGGAAGAACGAUCCGGAGAUUUCCCCGCUGCGUGGUGCCCUCGCGACAUGGAAUCUGACCGUAAAUGAUCUGGAUGUGGUCUCCUUCCACGGCACGUCGACGGUGUUGAACGAGAAGAAUGAGACAGACAUGAUCAGCAGGCAACUACGUCAUCUUGGCCGGACGAAGGGGAACCCAGCCCUCGGUAUCUUCCAGAAAUACCUCACUGGGCACUCGAAGGGCGCCGCGGGGGCGUGGAUGCUCAACGGUGGUCUCCAGGUCCUCAACACAGGCCUGGUUCCCGGCAACCGGAAUGCGGACAACAUCGACGCGGCACUGGAGAACGACUACCUCAUCUACCCGAGUCGUAGUAUCCAGACCAGCGGGGUGAAGGCCUUUUCCGUGACCUCCUUCGGGUUUGGCCAGAAGGGCGCACAGGCGCUGGGAGUGCAUGCGCGCUAUCUCUUUGCCACGCUGGACCAGGCCACGUACGAAGCUUAUAAGGGACGCGUCGAGGCGCGCCAGCAGCGGGCACAGCAGCAUUUCCGGUAUGGAAUUGCUCACAACGCGGUGUUCUCGGCCAAGGAGAAGCCGCCAUACCGGGGCGACCAGGAGUACCGGAUCCUGCUGGAUCCCGAGGCGCGGCUGGCGGAGAAUGGUCGGGGGGAUUUGGAGUAUGCGGGGUAG